GAAAACGAACCAGGAACUAUUCGGAAGUGUGAUUGGCUGUUACUAGGAACCCUCCUAAGGCCUUAUGGGCCUUGGUUACGGAAGCCGAGGAGGGCUGAGCGCGGGCUCUACCUCAAGGAAGUUAGCCGCGGAAGCCCGGUAAGCGGAGGUGUCUCGGCUCCAAUGGCGACUGUGGAAGCUAGCGGCAGCGAUGGGAAAGAGCAGGGGGUUGAGACCUCCGUCACCUACUAUCGGUUGGAAGAGGUGGCGCAGCGCAACUCCUUGAAGGAACUAUGGCUGGUGAUCCACGGGCGAGUCUAUGAUGUCACCCGCUUCCUCAACGAGCAUCCUGGAGGAGAAGAGGUUCUGCUGGAACAAGCUGGUAUAGAUGCAAGUGAAAGCUUUGAAGAUGUAGGACACUCCUCUGAUGCCAGAGAAAUGUUAAAGCAGUACUAUAUUGGUGAUGUCCAUCCGAGUGACCUUAAACCCGAAAGUGGUAGCAAGGACCCUUCGAAAAAUAACACGUGCAAAAGUUGCUGGGGAUAUUGGAUUUUCCCCAUCGUAGGUGCUAUUCUCUUAGGUUUCCUGUAUCGCUACUACACGUCGGAAAGCAAAUCCUCCUGAGGAAGCCUUGCUGAAGUCUGGAAAACACAUCCACUUGGGAGUGCAAACCAGAGACUUGCUUGGGGGCCGCAGUGAUGCCCUCUCUUUGAAUCUUGCCAGUUGUAUUCUUCCCCCUUGGAGUCAAGACGGUUGGUUAGACAUCCACCUCAGAUCUGGGACCAGUGUCCUUCAUCUCUCAGAGCCUUAUGCCCAGAGCACCUGCUCACCACUCUGUGUCCUUGCCAGUGUUUGCUGUCUUCACUGGUUUCCACUUACAUUUCAAAACUUUCUGUUCAUAAUUUCAAUUCAUACGUCGUAGUAACAUUGCUUUUUGGUAAAAAUGCCUGCUUUCCAAUACUUUGCAUAUUAGAUAUUCUUAACAGGGCAGCAGUCUAGUGUGGAAGCUUUUUUCAUUUUUCUUUUAAGUAAUUUUUUUUUGAAAUGCUGAUUUCUAUCAUUUAUCAUAAGGGGUUUAAUUAUGAAAUAAAGGUGUGUACUUAUUACUGAAAAUAUAACUGCCAAAUGAUCUUGUUCCUUGUUUGUGUUUGUUAAAACCACAAAGAACUGUGUGGUCUUCUCCCUCCCAAGCUAAUGUAGCAGGUAGCUCUUCCCAUCCAAGUCCAGUCCCUUCACUUCCAAAAUGGUGCUGGACAAAACUAUGUUUCCCUGUUAUUUCUUGUGGGUGGGAAGAGACCCAGAAAGGAAGGGGGAUGAACUGGAGUGUUAGAACCUGACGAAUUCAGAGUAAUCUUUUUUUUUUUUUGAAAAAUAUUGAAAAACACUACUUUAGGAUAGGAGUUUAGAGAAAGCACCAAAGCUUUCGCUUUGGUUUGGAACCAGUUUCUAGCCAACUCUUCCCCCCUCCCCCCAGCUAUCUUUUAUUGGUAAAAUAUAAAUGUAUAAUUAUGUCUGUAGAACUUUACCAGGGAUUUUUGUUGCUUUUUAAUUUAUUGAUUAGCAAGUUUUUGAUUCUGUAUUUUACAAAAGUAAGAGACUCCAAUUUGACCCUCUGUUUGCCCCAGUAAAAUAACUUUCGUGUAAAAUGGCAUUUCAAAGUGGAAGAUUGUGACAGGAGACUGUUUUCCAUUGCAUCUGUAUUUUACCUCCAUGGCUCCAAGUUGUGGUUUUGUUCUGUUUUUCUAUUGAGAAUAAAAAACAAAAAAAUGGUAGUUUUUUUUUUCUUGGAUGUGUGUUUCCUUGAGAAGUAGGUUAUUAUUUAGAAUUAUGUUACUGUUUCUUAUUGUUUCAGGGAUUUCUCUAGCAUAUUUGGCUUUAUUUGUCCCCCCUGGAAGCACCUGAGGAGAUGGUACACUGUUUUCUGCCAGCAACUGUGGUGAUUUUUCUCCCCUUCCUUUGAGGCUUACCAGUCUGCUUCUGAGCCAUUGUCAUUUCUAGCAGGGAGCAUCUUAGUUCAGGAAUGAUCAUAGAUGCUGCUCAGUAUCUCCUCUCUCCCUUCCAGCCUGCCAGGGACUUGAGACAGGAAACUGCCCAGCAAACCAGUGUCUGCCCAUGUAAACUAUUUAAGAAAAAGUUCAACCCAGGUCUUGUAUCCUGUGAUUAAGCAGUUGAAUGAAUUCAGAAUUCAUCUAAA
This is a messenger RNA of Microcebus murinus (gray mouse lemur), 2173 nucleotides long. It is a transcript of the gene CYB5B, whose product is annotated as cytochrome b5 type B. Gene Ontology annotation, cellular component: intracellular membrane-bounded organelle; mitochondrial outer membrane. NCBI's taxonomy places the organism in Eukaryota, Metazoa, Chordata, Mammalia, Primates, Cheirogaleidae. Gene Ontology annotation, molecular function: heme binding. The record is from RefSeq and is a predicted model, not a curated record.